Brassica rapa (field mustard) is the source of this 462-nucleotide messenger RNA. RefSeq lists its product as uncharacterized. The record is from RefSeq and is a predicted model, not a curated record. Gene Ontology annotation, molecular function: zinc ion binding. Lineage: Eukaryota; Viridiplantae; Streptophyta; Magnoliopsida; Brassicales; Brassicaceae.
AUGAGUAAUGAAUCUGGAGCUUCUAGUGGUACCUCGGUCGGUCGAGGAAGAGUUGUCGGUGUGCCGAAGAGAUGCUGGUGUGGGGAAAUUGUUGUGUCACUUACGUCGAGGUUGACGGCGAAUCCUUACCGGAGGUACUACCGGUGUGCUUUUGCGGCAGAGAGAAAGCUCUCUAAUGAUAAUCAUGCAUACAAAUGGAUGGAUGAAGCAUUGCUAGAUGAGAUUGAAACAUUGACAGUUAAGACAACAAGAGUUGAACAUCAUGUUCUUAGAGAACGUGUGGAAGAAGAGAGGAAGUGGUUCGAGGAGAUGGAGCUGAAGAUAGAGAGAGAGAUGGUUGCAAGAAUGGAAGAAGCCUUGACUGAAGCCUUGACUGAAGGGAAAUGUGAGAUGAAAAAAAUGAUGGUGUUUGUUGUUUUAGGAUGUACUACAAUGGUUGUGUUGUCUAAGCUACUAGGUUGA